This is a messenger RNA of Drosophila nasuta, 1982 nucleotides long. Its product is annotated as transmembrane protein 134. The record is from RefSeq and is a predicted model, not a curated record. The coding region runs from base 655 to 1185 and encodes 176 amino acids. The transcript has 2 exons. NCBI's taxonomy places the organism in Eukaryota, Metazoa, Arthropoda, Insecta, Diptera, Drosophilidae.
UUAUUAUUUUAAAACCAUCGAUGUAAUAUCGAUAAUGUUGUAAAUUAUCGGUGCUCUUAGAUUUUCAAUACUUUUGUAUCCAUCCCUUCUGAAUUUAUUGAGCGUAUUAUGUUAUCUGUCUGUUAAUAGAGGUCGUGAUUGUGCCCAUAUCGACAGCUGUUGGAGUCUCAUAUUUCGUUUUUUAAUGCAAACUAAUCGCGCAAUAAACCAAAACAGUUCCAUCACAAUAUAAACAAAUUGAACGAGAAAUGUGAUUUAGAUAAAAAUGAAAAACACGUAUGCUGUGUGCAAGUGCUUGCAGGAAAGUUGCGUCCACCGCUGUUAAGUAGCAGUACAAGCAAAUGUUAAAUGCUUUGGUUACGCUGUUAGCACUGCUGUUAAAACGGAAAUAAAUGCGUGGUGUGUGUUGUUGUCUUUGUGUCGCGUUUAAUUUUAUUAAGAAGCAAAACCAACCACUAAAAAUUGCUACGAAGUAAUCAAGAAAAAAAUAAAAGGUUAACAACACUCGGCGAUAAAUGCAUGCGUCGUAAUCACUGAGCGCUCGAUUUUCUUCGAGUAUUUUUGUCAACUCAAAACGUAGACACAACCUACAUACAGUUUAAAUAACAGCAACAACUACAACGAAAGAAAACAGAACAGCAACAACACAACAGUAUGUACAACAACAGCGCAAGGGGCUUCUCCAUACACGACGCAUUCGAGGAGGAGGAAGAGGAGGCGAUACGCGUCUAUGGCUCCACAGUGAUAUCAACGCCAAUGCGCGGUGGCGUUAGCGGCAGUGCAAAACAAGGUCGCUCCACCGAAGAUGUUUCCAUACGCAUACAGGAUCCAAAGGGCUACAACAAGUAUGCGGAAGACACAACGUCAAGGGACAGUGACUCGCUAAUACAGGAAUAUGGCAAUCUGCCCACGGAGGAGACAAACACAUACUGCUGGCGGCAUCCGAAGGUGCGGGAGAAUUGGCGCACUGUCCUUGCCGCCUUUACGCUGCUGGUGGUGGGCACCGGUCUGUUUGUGAUGGGAACGUUUGCCAUCGCCGAUCCACACAAUACAUCACAGGGUGUUGUAUUUUUUGUUGCUGGACUCAUUUGCUUUAUACCGGGCGCCUAUCAUGUCGUCUACAUUUGGCUGGCGGCCAAAGGAUAUCGAGGGUUUGACUUUUAUCACCUGCCACUGUUUACAUAAGCAGUCGGGAAGAUGCAAAUCGCAUUGUCGCAUUGGUAGAUCCAAUUCAAACCAGUCGUGUCGUGUCUGUGUCUGUCUAUAUACAUAAUUAUAUAUUUAUAUAUAUUUACCAACUGAUUUUCAAUCUCGAAAAGUGUCCCUCUUUAUUAUUUUGUUGAUUUCAAUACGCAAUUCGAAUACUAGCAAUAAUGUAUGUAUGUUUGUAAUUUUUUAUACAAUUAUUUUUGUUGUAAUUACUAUAUAUACUCGAUAGAAAGCGUUUGGUAUAUCCUCAAAAGUGCAAAAGAUACGUAUGAUAAACAAAAAACAAAAACAAAACAUUCGAAAUUUAUUUAAAAUAUAAUAACAAAAACAUAACGAAAGACUUUGUAUAUGAUGCUAAAUGUUGGGCGCGCGUUAGUGUUAAAAAAUAAACCACUUAAAUUGUAAUUUAUUGAAAUUUAAUUGCACCAAAAAAAAGGCAACAAAACAAAAAAAAAAAACUUCAACAAAAUCGAAGAAAGCUAACGAAAUGUUUUACGAUUUUCGAACACGAAUCUAUAUGAAUAAAAGUGUAAAACUAAAAAGGAUAAUUCAUAAAUCUAUGUAUAUGAUUAGGAAGCGUUCGUUCGAUAAGGACGCGCCUUAAAUACUUAGUAUAUAGAGAUACAGAUAAUCUUAUUUAACAAAUUGUAAUGAGAAUUCUUUAAAGGAACAACUUAUUUAAAACAAAAAAUAAAACCAAAAGAGAAAUCUAUUAGUGAUGUAAGUGAAAAGCGCUGCUAUUGCAAUAUAUACGUUUUUUUAUAGCUCUAAAA